Molecule: messenger RNA, 1240 nt
Organism: Vanessa tameamea
Lineage: Eukaryota; Metazoa; Arthropoda; Insecta; Lepidoptera; Nymphalidae
Gene: Phyhd1
Product: phytanoyl-CoA dioxygenase domain-containing protein 1
Exons: 6
Coding region: 115-987 (290 amino acids)
Source: RefSeq, a predicted model, not a curated record
CGUAUUUUAAAAAUGUGAAGCGGCUAUACGGUCCAGAAUAUUUUGACUCCGAUCAGUUGUGUGCCGCUUUCUGUUUGCGACGGUUGCUUGGAUUUUUCAGAAACAUAUAUAGAAAUGCGUCACACUCUACGGAACCAGUUGGAGGAGGAUGGCUACGUCGUGUUGGAAGAUUUUCUCCGGCCGGCGGAAUGUGAUGAACUGCUGGCUGCUGGGCUGGAGCUGACUAAGCAAGCGCCUGACUCCGACGACAAGACCAUCUUCUCAACUUUAGAAAAUGACAAACAACAACUGAAGGACAAGUAUUUUUUGGAAAGCAACGACAAGAUCAGCUUCUUCUUCGAAGCUCAGGCUGUCGGACCAGAUGGAAAACUUCAAGUGGAUCCCAGUGUAUCUUUGAAUAAGGUAGGACACGCGCUUCAUCUCCUGCACCCCAUCUUCAGAUGCUAUACGUACAGCGAUAGAGUGAAAGCAAUUUGUCAAGAGCUCGGAUUCAGGGAACCCGCUGUAGUACAAAGCAUGUACAUUUAUAAAAAUCCUGGUUUAGGCGGGGAAGUUGUAGCACAUCAAGACGCGACAUACUUGUACAGUGAACCGGUUCCCCCAAUCGGUUUUUGGAUUGCCCUUGAAGAUGCAACGAUACAAAAUGGCUGCUUAUGGAUGGCACGCGGCUCCCACAAGUCUGGAGUCCAUAGAAGACUUAUACGCAACCCCGACAAGGAGUCCAAACAAGCUUUGAUAUACGAUAAAGGAGCGCCGGUGUAUCCGCAAUCUGGUUUCACACCGGUACCGGUUAGCAAAGGUACCUGUAUUUUAAUACAUGGUCACGUUGUCCAUAAAAGUGCCCAGAAUAAAUCGGACAAAAGCCGCCACGCUUACACAUUUCAUGUCGUCGAGAGGCAGGAUAACGCUUAUUCACCAGACAACUGGCUCCAGGAAGGAGAGAACGCCCCCUUUCAAAACGUUUACACAACACCUCAAAUAGUUUAAUAACAUUAAGUAGUAAGCGACAACGCUGUUACUUACUAUCAUUUUAAGACCAAACACGUCGUGUGACUUUUUAAAUCUAUAUUAUAGUAAAUUUAUUUUGGUCACUUAUAUUUUAAUUAAUAUUUGGAUCUUUAUUUACAUGAGCUUGUAAUUAUUUCGAUGGAAUUGAUAGUUUUAUCCGUAUGCUAUUGAGGUACCGUCAUCACCACCGCAUUCAUUUUGGCAAUGUGGUGCAUUGCCACAAUUAAUUUAA